AAAAUUUCUGACUUGGGCAAGCCAGGCAGACUACACGUCAUUUGUACCUUUCAUCUUGGAGAAAGAUAUCUCUGUCUUGUUCCUCGCGGACAUGGCGUCAGAACAUCGCGCUGCCAUUUUCCAAGAGCUCUUGGACUUUUGGGGAGGACCAGAAAGGAUUGUAGCAUUCAUUCGAAAGGAUCACAAGAAAAUUCAAUCCCUUUUGCGUUGGGCCAUUCGUCAGGAAGAUGCUGCCAUUUGUACCUCCAAAAAAGUCAGAGAGACACUUGCUCAUUUUGUAGAGAGUAAGCUUUAUUGAGCUGGUGGUGCUCAGGUAGGAAAGACCCUAUUUUCUCUUUGCUUUGCGGGGGCCAACCUACCAACCAACAUCAUCGAGACCAUACCUGUGGAAUGGCUCAAGGAACUCACGGAUGUAAGAGGAAGCGAGCCCUUCCUUUCAAGCACUCUUCUGCUGCGAAUGGAACAAUGCGAGGAUACAACUUUCAAGGACAAAUUCCCAGAAGUUUGGUGCCCUGUUUGGGGUAGCUUGCAGGAAGAAGAUUGCUGCAGAGCUGUGGGCCUGGUUGUCAGGUGGUGCAAGUUGGCUGGGCUGGAUCGAGAUGGAACAGCUUUUGCCAUCAAAGUUCUGAGAUGUUUACCUCUGCAUGUCUUGAGUGGUUCGUCUCUCGACAUCAUUUACUCACCAGAGCUGCCUGCCCAAGCGGGCACCAUAUAUGUGAUGCAGUUGUUGAAGCAAAAUCGGAAAGAAGAUCGAGAAGAGCUUCGAAGGCUUCGAGAGUUUGUUGACCAGGUUGAUCAGAAGCUGACCCAUGCUGCAGCGGAGGCCAUGCACAUGGCAGAAUAUGCGGAACUGGCAGCAAGGCAUGCUGAAUCAGAGGCCCGCCGUGCCAGCAGGACAGCCCACAAUCGUGCCAGCAGGACAGCCCGCAACGCUGACGAGUGGGACGAGCAUUCGCCCAUCAUCGGACCGGCUCCUCGCCCAUCGCAAACGAUACGGAACCGUCGUCUUGCUCUUGACCAGGGUCGUCUUUCUCUUGACCAGAUCAUACGUCUUGCAAAUGACGAAAUGGCGAUGUGGAGAUUUAGAGCAUGACCACGAGCACUGAAGCCAAGUACCCAAUGCCAUGGGGAACAUUUUUGAGUUACGGGUAUCCCAAUGCCCAUGAUCUUGUAGCAUCAGCAUCGCACAAAGCGACCCUUUCAAGAAAAAA
This is a messenger RNA of Cladocopium goreaui, 1211 nucleotides long. The record is from the annotation of a GenBank genome assembly. Lineage: Eukaryota; Dinophyceae; Suessiales; Symbiodiniaceae.